UAUAAUCCUACAUCCUGUUUGUAUUGUGACAAGUGACAUUUGAGUUCUAACACAAAUGUGGCCCUGCAAGUUUGUUUAAUUUACUCAUUUAUCGUAUUAAGUUUCACCACAACAAGUAACUGUGUAUAAUAAUGUCAUAAGUGCGUCCAUUAAGUCUUCCACACCAUUCCGUAAGGUUUGAAACCUAAGUUAACUUACGGCUGUGAUAAGAUAUUUAGGAUGCCCGAUAUCAAGAUAACCCCGCUGGGAGCGGGACAGGACGUCGGAAGGAGUUGCAUCUUGUUGUCGAUGGGAGGUAAAAACAUCAUGUUGGAUUGCGGCAUGCACAUGGGUUAUAAUGAUGAGCGUCGUUUUCCUGAUUUCUCUUAUAUUGUUCCCGAGGGACCUAUCACUAGUCAAAUUGACUGUGUCAUAAUAUCUCACUUCCAUUUGGACCACUGCGGCGCCCUCCCCUACAUGUCAGAGAUGAUUGGAUAUACAGGCCCGAUAUACAUGACUCAUCCAACUAAAGCUAUAGCUCCAAUACUCCUCGAGGAUAUGAGAAAAGUUGUUGUUGAACGUAAAGGCGAAUCUAACUUCUUCACGUCUCAGAUGAUCAAGGAUUGCAUCAAAAAGGUGACAGCAGUCACUCUCCACCAGUCGGUGAUGGUUGAUAAUGAGUUAGAGAUUAAGGCUUAUUAUGCUGGGCAUGUGCUUGGUGCUGCCAUGUUCUGGAUCCGAGUGGGUUCUCAGUCUGUAGUGUACACUGGAGAUUAUAACAUGACUCCUGACCGGCACUUAGGAGCUGCAUGGAUUGAUAAAUGCAGACCUGAUUUGCUUAUAACAGAAUCUACUUAUGCCACAACAAUCAGAGAUUCAAAACGAUGCCGCGAGAGAGAUUUUCUGAAAAAAGUCCAUGAAUGUGUUGAAAAAGGAGGCAAAGUAUUAAUACCUGUUUUUGCACUAGGAAGAGCUCAAGAAUUGUGUAUUUUACUAGAGACUUAUUGGGAGAGAAUGAAUUUAAAGUACCCAGUGUACUUUGCCCUUGGCCUAACUGAAAAAGCAAAUAACUAUUAUAAAAUGUUUAUUACAUGGACCAACCAAAAGAUCCGGAAGACAUUUGUACAAAGAAAUAUGUUUGACUUCAAACACAUUAAACCAUUUGAUAAGUCAUACAUAGAUAAUCCUGGGGCAAUGGUGGUGUUUGCGACCCCAGGCAUGCUUCAUGCCGGUCUAUCUUUGAACAUAUUUAAGAAAUGGGCACCAUAUGAGCAAAACAUGGUUAUAAUGCCAGGUUUCUGUGUCCAGGGGACGGUUGGGCACAAAAUCUUGAAUGGAGCCAAAAAGAUUGAAUUUGAAAAUCGACAGGUUGUGGAAGUGAAAAUGGCUGUAGAAUACAUGUCAUUUUCAGCACACGCUGAUGCAAAGGGCAUAAUGCAGUUAAUACAGUACUGUGAGCCUAAGAAUGUUCUGUUGGUGCAUGGUGAAGCUUUGAAAAUGGAGUUCUUGAAGGAGAAAAUUGAGAAGGAAUUUAAAAUCAGCUGUUUCAUGCCUGCGAAUGGUGAAACAUGUACUAUAAACACACCAACUAAGAUACCAAUUGAUGUAUCACUUAGGUUGUUGAAGGCUGAAGCUGUGAGGUAUAAUGCAUUGCCUCCAGACCCUAAGAGGAGGAGAGUGGUCAAUGGCAUUCUCUGUGUCAGAGACAACAGGCUCUCCUUGCUUGAUAUAGAUGAGAUGUGUGACGAAAUAGGAAUAAACAGACACAUCAUUAGGUUCACAAGCACAGUCCGUCUCGAGGACCCAGGGCCAGCGGUAAAAACAGCAGAGAAACUGAAGAAUUUAUUGUCAGAGAAGUUAGAAGGCUGGACUAUCACCAUAUCUGAUGGAAACAUAUCAGUGGAGUCAGUACUUAUAAAAGUAGAGGGUGAGGACGACAGCACCAAAAACAUUUAUGUUUCUUGGACAAACCAAGAUGAAGAUCUAGGAAGUUAUAUUUUAGGAUUGUUGCAGUCAAUGGUUCAGUAAUCCAUUAGGUAUAAGAUUUUUUUUGUUUCAUAAUUUUAAUAAAUUAGUUUUAUGUAAUA
This is a messenger RNA of Manduca sexta (tobacco hornworm), 2066 nucleotides long. It is a transcript of the gene IntS11, whose product is annotated as integrator complex subunit 11. Bases 220 to 2007 code for a protein of 595 amino acids. Gene Ontology annotation, biological process: snRNA processing. The record is from RefSeq and is a predicted model, not a curated record. The transcript has a single exon. Lineage: Eukaryota; Metazoa; Arthropoda; Insecta; Lepidoptera; Sphingidae. Gene Ontology annotation, cellular component: nucleus.